Molecule: messenger RNA, 309 nt
Organism: Dibothriocephalus latus
Lineage: Eukaryota; Metazoa; Platyhelminthes; Cestoda; Diphyllobothriidea; Diphyllobothriidae
Source: the annotation of a GenBank genome assembly
AGCUGCCAGGAUAACUCUGUCACGGUUGUCCGGCGCCUUCAAAACAAUGAGACGAUUGAAAAACGCUUCUGUGGCAAACAAUUGCCCCCAACCAUCAUCUCGUACGACGAGCUGACUCUUGUAUUUGAUACGGGCAGCUCUGGGCAGCUAACCCACUUUCGAGCCAACUACCAGUUUGAAGACAAUGAGUGUGCUACGAAUAAUGGCGACUGCGAGUACAGGUGCUACAAAACGCCUGGCGCAUACCACUGCCAGUGCAAAAAAGGCUUUGAGCUGUAUGAAAAGACCAAAUGCAGAAGACGUAAGUGA